Chaetura pelagica (chimney swift) is the source of this 5217-nucleotide messenger RNA. RefSeq names its product WD repeat domain 81 (gene WDR81). Gene Ontology annotation, cellular component: mitochondrion. Gene Ontology annotation, molecular function: phosphatidylinositol 3-kinase regulator activity; protein binding. The transcript is spliced from 10 exons. The record is from RefSeq and is a predicted model, not a curated record. Gene Ontology annotation, biological process: aggrephagy. The annotation marks the transcript as partial. NCBI's taxonomy places the organism in Eukaryota, Metazoa, Chordata, Aves, Apodiformes, Apodidae.
GUGGGCAAGAACGUGCCCGGUGCUUCCCCUGCCAAGGAGAGCGUGGUGGGCACCAAAGGGGUGUCCUCCUGCCCCAACCUGCUGCAGGCUGAAGCUCUGCUGGAGUCUGCUGACAUGCUGUACAUCAUCUACCCCUACGUGCAGUACUGUCUGCACGACAUCGUGACCUUCAGCCCGGCCAAGCUCACCAACAGCCAUGCCAAAAUCCUCUUCCUCCUCUUCCACGUGCUGCAGGCCAUGAAGGCUUGUCACCAGGUGGGUCUGGCUUGCGGCGCCUUUUCCCUUCGGGAUGUGGCUGUGGAUGAGAAGCUGUGCAGCCGGCUCCGCGUGAACCUCAGAGAGUACGAGGGACUGAAGAAGGAGGAAGUGACUCUGGAGGCUGGUCUGGAAGGAAGGAGAGAGCAAACCAGUGCUGGUGUGCAAGGGCAGGAGGCGAGGUGCACCGCCUGCCAGAAGGACCUUCAAGACCUGGUGUUAAAGUGGGUCCAUGGGCAGGUCAGCAACUUUGACUACCUUAUGUGUCUGAACAGUUUGGCUGGGAGGAGAAUGGGAGACCCCAAUUAUCACCCAGUCCUUCCAUGGGUGGUGGACUUCACUACCAAAAAUGGCAAGUUCAGGGACCUCAGGAAAUCCAAGUUCCGACUGAACAAGGGAGACAAGCAGUUGGACUUCACCUAUGAGAUGACCAAGCAGGCGUUUGUUGCUGGUGGAUCAAGUGGGGAGCAGCUCCACGUCCCCCAUCACAUCUCCGACGUCCUUUCAGAUAUCACCUACUACGUGUACACGGCUCGGAGGACACCCAGGGCAGUGCUGUGCUGCCACGUGAGGUCCCAGUGGGAGCCCAACGAGUACCCGGCCAGCAUGGAGCGCAUGCAGAGCUGGACCCCGGAUGAGUGCAUCCCAGAGUUCUAUACAGAUCCCUCCAUCUUCCGUUUUCCCGACCUGGAUGUGCCAUCUUGGUGUAGCUCCUACGAGGAGUUCAUUGAAGUCCACCGCAUGCUCCUUGAGAGCUGGGAAGUUUCUCAGGACCUCCACCACUGGAUUGAUCUCACUUUUGGGUACAAGCUGCUGGGGAAGGAUGCUGUCAAGGAGAAGAACGUCUGCCUCCAUCUAGUAGACAACCACACGCACCUGACAACUUACGGGGUUGUGCAGCUCUUUGACCAGCCACAUCCCAGGCGCAUGGUGGGACCUGCCUACACACCUCCUGAAGCUCCAACCAUUGCUCGGCCUCUUCUCCAGAACAUCAGGGAGACUGUGUUUUUGGAGGAUAUCCAAGGCCAGGUGACGGAUGCAGUGAAUGGGCUGGUCCUGGAGGCCACUCCUAGUGAAACCACCUGGUCUGGGGACAAAGCCCUCGCUGGUGAGGAUGAUUUAGAGCAAGGCACAGAAGCCCUGGAUUCGAUUUCUGCUACCAGUAGAGCUGCUGACCAGCCCUCUGCCCCCGUGCCUGCAGCACAGCCCUCUGCCCUCCCUGCUUAUGCCACUGAAGGCAAAGCCCCAGGGGUCCGACCUCUCCGUCGCAGCAAGGCAGGUGCUGUGGAUCAGGCUGACAAGAUCACGCUUCCUGAAGGCUUCAAUCCCCUCCAGGCCUUGGAAGAACUGGAGAAACUGGACAAUUUCUUGGUUAAAGGCUUAAGCAGUGAGAUGCAGCUAAUGGAGCAGCCGAGGGAAGAGCCACCCCUGGGUCUCUCAGACCUCUUCCAGAGGGACAUGCAAGCUCUGGGCGUUCUGGUGGCUGAGAUUAUAUUUGCCCCGAGGAUUCGUCCUUCGAAGCCGGACGCGUCGCUCCGGGAGCGGUUCCUGAUGGUCCGUAACCUCUGUCGCUACCAUCCCAAGGAGAUCCCAGCCCCGCUCCAGCACGUGCUGCACGUCCUCCUGCAGCUGAGUGUGCCAGUGGAGAAGCUUCUGAAGACCAGGCUGGGCAAGGGCACGGGCCAGUUGUUUGAAUACCAACCCAUCUCCCAGGGCCUCCCCCCACCCUGUCCCACCCAGCUCCUCAGUCCUUUCAGCUCCAUUGUCCCCUUCCCCACAUACUUCCCUGCCCUGCACAAGUUCAUUUUCACCUACCAGGCAAAGAAGAUUGAGGAUGAGGGUCAGGGCCGGGAGCUUGUUUUCCAGCUGUGGCAGCAGCUGGAGGGGAUCCUUUCCGAAAUCACUCCUGAAGGCUUGGAGAUUCUUCUGCCCUUCAUCUUAUCUCUGAUGUCCGAGGAGAACACUGCUGUCUACGCAGCCUGGUAUCUCUUUGAACCCAUAGCUAAAUCCCUGGGCCCAAAGAAUGCCAAUAAAUACUUGCUCAAGCCGUUGAUCGGGGCGUAUGAGACCCCCUGCUCCCGCCACGGCAGGUUCUACCUCUACACCGACUGCUUUGUGGCCCAGCUGAUUGUGCGCCUGGGGCUGCAGCCCUUCCUCCUGAACCUGCUGCCACACAUCCUGCAGAUCCUGGUGGGCAUCGAGAGCUCGCGGGAGGAGAGCAAGUCCCUCCUUGGCACGGCUGAGGACGAUGAGAGCGGAGGGGAGAGCCCGGUGUCCUGCGUCUUUGGGGAGGAGAUCAAAAUGGACGUGGAGCACAGCACCGCGGCGCUCGACCUCCUCGACUACACCUCUGGUGUCAGCUUCCAUGACCAAGCCUACCUGCCUGAGGGUGAGGACUUCCAGAGUGGCCUCUACGUGGGGGAGUCCCUGCAGCCUCAGGAGCAGGAGUCACUGAGCCUGGGGCGGCUGAGCGACAAGAGCAGCGCCAGCGAGGUGUCCCUGGGGGAGGACAGACCUGCCGAUGGUGAUUCCCAGAAGGACAAGAGCAGCUUGAAGUCGAUGGACAGCAGCCAGGACCUGAAACAGAGUGAGGACUCGGAGGAAGAGGAGGAGGAGCACGAGGAGGAGGAGCAUGAGGAGGCUGUGGUUGAUGCUGAGCUGCCAGUGGGCGCGGAUGCUGGCACCUCCGUGGAUGUCCCCCUGGCUGAUGACAGCAGUGAGCCCGAGGAUGGAGAGGGAGAAGAGCUGCCGGAUCACUCUGAUGACAAAGAGCAGACAAUACUCCUGGACACAGCCUGUAAGAUGGUGAGGUGGCUCUCGGCCAAGCUGGGCCCCACUGUCACCUCCCGCUUCAUUGCCAGGAACCUGCUCCGCCUGCUCACCUCCUGCUACGUCGGCCCCACCAGGCAGCAGUUCAUACCAAGCAAUGAUGAGAACAGUCCCCUGAGUAUGGGAAACAUCUACCAGAAACGGCCAGUGUUGGGAGAUCAGGUGUCCAAGCCAGUGCUGGCCUGUCUGGUGCACGUGGCAUACCUGUAUGGAGAGCCUGUCCUCACCUACCAGUACCUGCCCUACAUCAGCUACCUGGUUGCCCCCAGCGGCGGGGCCGGCGGGGGGCGGCUGAACAGCCGGAAGGAGGCCGGGCUCCUGGCUGCUGUCACGCUGACUCAGAAGAUCGUGGUGUGUCUCUCAGACACCACGCUGAUGGACAUCCUCCCCAAGAUCAGCCAGGAGGUUCUGCUCCCAGUGCUGGGCUUCCUCACUUCGCCGGCCGUCGGCUUCCCCAGCGGUGCCCAGGCCCGGACUGUCCUGUGUGUGAAGACAAUCAGCCUCAUUGCCCUGAUCUGCCUGCGCAUUGGGCAGGAGAUGGUGCAGCAGCAUUUGAGUGACACAGUGAGGAACUUCUUUGGGGCCUUCUCACUGCUGCAGGAGCUGCAGGACCAGGGGCUGACAGCAGAGUCUCUGAGCAGCUGUGAGGUGCCAGUGAUGGAGGUGCCCCUUUCAGAUGGGAAGCUGCUGGCCCUGGAUCCAACUGUGCUGGCAGAGUUACAGAAGGUGUUUAGCCCUGAGAUGGCCUACACCACCUACAUCCCCUUCUCCUGCUUGCUAGGUGAUGUUAUCCGGACGGUUGUGCCCAACCACUCGCUGGUUGAGAAGCUGGCCAGCCUCUACCUGGAGAACGUCAACCCCAAGAGCCUGCAGGUGGUUAGCCUGGAGCAGGCACCCAGUGUGGUGGGCUCAGACCAAGACACACGAGGGACCGAGCCCUUCCCCAGCCACCAGGAGGACAGUCACUCCGGUACUUUCGGGAGUGUGCUGGUAGGGAACCGCAUCCAGGUCCCUGUGGACACGCAGCGCGAGGGUCUGGGCUUGCUGCACCUCAGUGCUGGCCCUGAUGGCUCCAUCCCCAGCUCAGCCCACGAGGAGAACGCCCUGAAGCACGACCUGCCCCGCAGCACCCACAUGCUCUGUGGGAACUGGCUGGCCUAUUGGCAGUACGAGAUCGGGGUGAGCCAGCACGACCCCCGCUUCCACUUCCACCAGAUCAAGCUGCAGAGCUUCUCGGGGCAUUCAGGGGCCAUCAAGUGCGUGGCCCCACUCAGCAGUGAGGACUUCUUCCUCAGUGGCAGCAAGGACAAAACCGUCCGCCUGUGGCCCUUGUACAACUACGGGGACGGCACCAGCGAGGUGCCCCCGCGCUUCACCUACGCGGAGCACAAGAAAUCUGUUUUCUACGUGGACCAGCUGGAGGCAUCACAGCAUGUGGUGAGCUGUGAUGGGACUGUCCACAUCUGGGACCAGUUCACAGGCAAACUUCUCCGGACUUUUGAUGAAUUAGACAGCAAAGUCCCCAUCACAGCUGUGGCCACCAUGCCACCUCCCUACCACAGCAUCUCCGUGGCCAGCGCCGACUCGGUGCUGCGGUUCAUCGACCACAGGAAGCCAGGACUACAGCACGAGUUCCGCCUGGCGGGCGGGCUGAGCGCCGGGCUGAUCCGCUGCUUGGCCGUCAGCCCCGCCGGGCGCAGCGUCGUCGCCGGCUUCUCCUCCGGGUUCAUUGUGCUGCUGGACACCAGGACUGGACUUAUCAUGCGGGGCUGGCCUGCCCACGAAGGUGACAUCCUGCAGAUCAAGGCUGCAGAGGGCAACGUGCUCAUCAGCUCCUCUUCUGAUCAUUCCCUGACUGUCUGGAAGGAACUGGAGCAGAAGCCUUUGCACCACUACAAAUCUGCCUCUGAGCCCAUCCACGCCUUCGACCUCUAUGGCAACGAGGUGGUCGCUGGCACAGUGGCCAACAAGAUUGGUGUCUACUCCAUGCUGGAGUCCUCAGCCCUGCCCCUCAGCACCACCAAGCUGAGCUCAGAGAAUUUCCGGGGUACACUGACCAGCCUGGCAGUGCUGCCCACCAAAUGCCACCUCCUGCUGGGCUCAGACAACGGUGUCAUCCGCCUGCUGGCGUAG